Rotaria sordida is the source of this 921-nucleotide messenger RNA. The record is from the annotation of a GenBank genome assembly. NCBI's taxonomy places the organism in Eukaryota, Metazoa, Rotifera, Eurotatoria, Philodinida, Philodinidae.
AUGUCGUGGAUAAUCGAACCAAGCGAUGAUGCAUCUUCAGCCAUUAGCAUUCAAGGUAAUACCGUUGCUUGUCAGAAAGAAGGUUUCUAUGGCAGUCCAAUCAACGUCCUUUGGAAAGAUCCAGCUGAGAAUUCGGGAUUAUAUUAUUGGCAAAUUGAAUUUAUACAAUUAGAUGAACAGGGCAGCGUUAGUGUUGGUCUAACUACACAGGAUCAUUUCAAAGCUGGUUAUGCCAUAAAGGCAAUAGAAUAUAAUGGUAACUUAGCUGACGGUAGUGCUCUCUUGGUUGGGUCAUUUGGUGAUCGUAUUAAACGAGGUGAUAAUAUUGGCAUUUUGCUCAAUCUGACUGACAGUGAUAUGAAAGUGCAUUUGUUUCUCAAUGAACGACCAUUAGGCUUGGCAUUCCAUGUACAAGCUCCAUUCCCCAAACCUUUGUUUCCAGUCGUUAGCUUCAGUACAAAUGGUGAAGCUACAAUUGUUCAUUCAAAACAAAUUCCAACCUCGCUCAAUCGACAAGAAGAACACUUCGAUGGUAUUGAAGGUCACUGGAAACUAGUUGACUACCCGCAACAUAGUGACUGUACUGGCUAUAAUUUUCAUCUAUUUAAAAAAGAUGGAACCGAUGAUAAUAUCUACUCUCUUUCGACUCGUGUUAUAAACUCUAUGACUAACAAUCUUACUCAUGAUUCGUCCACAAAUCAAUGGAAAAGUCACGGUGGUAUGCAAACACUGAUGGGAGGAGAUCAAGAAUCAAUGCGAAAGGAAGAUGUGAUCAGUAAACUGAUCAAUGGUAUAACAGGUAUUGAGUUACAAGGACAACAAUUGGUUAUGACAUCGAAUGGAAAUCAAGUGAAACUUGAACGAUAUACACCGGAACCUCCAAAAACAUACACGAAAAAUGUUUUCGCAGGAGAAUAUUAA